CCAGCAGCUGUUUCUUCGGUUGUUCUUCCGCAGCGUGUCGCAUCAUGUUCAAGUGCAUCGAAGAGAAAUCGAACCCCGAAAAAUCGCGGUGUUUACUACUCAACAAGUAGAUUUUCUAUUAAUUGAUUGAGUGCGAGCGCGAAAUAUUCCGAUUUUGGAUGUAAGAUAUGCAAAAUGAUAGGCUGCUUCAUUUUACUUCUCUAUGCCUAUACUAUAUCCGGUAUAGGUUACGACGCAGGAGGCGGAGAUAGGGCGACCUGCGGUCGCCCUUAUCGGACUGGGCGCGUCUACCAGCCGCCCUGCGAUGUGGGCCGCUUGGGCUACUGCACAAGUGCCGGUCAAUUGUAUCCCUGGAGGGCGGUAAAGCGAUUUGUUAAAGACAAUCAAGGGUUGAUGCGCCGAAUGUACGGGGAUCAACGGCAUGGGCAUGUGCUAAGGGCGGAACUAACCGAUGGGGAUGAUUUUGAGGAGCAGUGGGAAAAGCGAGAGAAGGAAAAGGGCGGCUACGGGCAUUGGAAACCCACGCCGGUUAGGGUUGGACGAUACAAUGGAGACCUCGACAAUGAUCUUGAGGAGGAAUUGAGUAUGGAUUUUGACGACGAGCCUCGAUACCUUAGAGGAGAUACGGCGAACGACGAUGUGCUGAAUACAAAGUUUGUGGUGUCCGAGCAAGAAGCUGCCAUUGCCAUCAAACUAGCCGAGUUGAAAGCUGCUCAUUUUCGGCCAGUGAACUAUAGAACGCAACAUACGACUCACCGGCCAGCAGGAGCCAGUACAAAGCUCACCAAGCCGCCAGCAUCAACAGAAAAGCUUCAUCCUGCCACUUCUGCCAACGUGACCAAGCUGAAACCGUUCAAUGGCGCUUUGAAAAAGAACGCUUCUGAUGCCAAUGAGACCAGCAGCAAAGAGCCGAUCACCAUGAAAGCUUCGAAGCCGACAACCGAUCCUUUUACUGAAGAAUCCACUCUGCUUACCAGCUCUGCUGCUACAACAGAAGACUCAAUGGAGCAAUCGACGACUGAUACUACCACUGAGUGGGUAUCCAAGAAGUUUUCCUUUCCUGCAACCACUUAUCUAACCAAAAGUGACGGGUUUAGCAAAAUCACCACUUCAAAACCGCCCUCACCAAUCGCAGAAACAGAAACAAUGCCAGUGAGUGUAAAAGUUGGAAACCCUUCGGGAGCUGGUGAAGAUGGGCAUUGGGAUCAAACUGCCGAAUUCAGUGAAAACAGUGAAGUGUACAGUGAAAGUAGCGACGAAUUGAAGCAUCCAGACCGAAACCAGGCGAUGUUGUUUCAAGACAUGGUGGAAGAUCCUCCGAAGAAAGGCCCGGUCGAUUACCACAACAUGAAGGGAAUCAAUGCAUGUCCUGUUAAAGAAGAAGUGGUAGCACCAUUUUGGGCCAACAAUACUCGAGGAGAAGUUCUGGCCCUUUUGAACAUGUAUCCGUUCGAGCAAUACGUGCAUUGGGAAAAGUGCACUUUCGAGCACAGGCAAAUGUACUGCAGAGAGGGCUGUAGAUGCGAACAGCAAUACAGGCUGCAUCGUUUAUUGGCGUAUGAUCCGAGCAAUGAAUGCCGAGGAAUUUUUUCCGAUUGGUUCAAGUUCCCGUCCUGUUGCGUCUGCAUUUGUUAUGAUAUGCCGCCGGAGUUUCGGGUCACAUCGAGAAGUCCGAGGUUUCAAAUGUCCUUUUCAGAGGAGGCCGGUGGAGAAUGAAGCAUUACAAAAAAUUAACUAUGUUUAAGUUUUAACAGUUUUAUAGAAAGAUAAGGCUCGUGAUACUUUAGGGCACUUACUUAAUAUAAGGUUAGCUGAUAAAACAUUUAAAUAAGCGCUAAAUAAAGCACCUUAAACAAUGACUUUGUAAACUAGUGUACUAUUAAUAUAACUGACUAUUUACUCGUAUGUUCAAAUGUAACUUGUAAGUGUUUCAAAUUGGUUUAAGUGCGUCUAGUCCUUUUUUGUUGAUUUUUUAAAUUUGUUACUUUCGAUAUUGUCUAAUUUUUUUAAUUUAGACGGUUAUUUUUAGCGAAUAAACUAGAAAUCGCAACGUG
Dendroctonus ponderosae (mountain pine beetle) is the source of this 2054-nucleotide messenger RNA. RefSeq names its product protein spaetzle 4 (gene spz4). Gene Ontology annotation, cellular component: extracellular region. The transcript has 7 exons. Gene Ontology annotation, molecular function: growth factor activity; Toll binding. Gene Ontology annotation, biological process: regulation of Toll signaling pathway; central nervous system formation; innate immune response. The coding region runs from base 175 to 1716 and encodes 513 amino acids. The record is from RefSeq and is a predicted model, not a curated record. NCBI's taxonomy places the organism in Eukaryota, Metazoa, Arthropoda, Insecta, Coleoptera, Curculionidae.